Molecule: messenger RNA, 1038 nt
Organism: Akanthomyces muscarius
Lineage: Eukaryota; Fungi; Ascomycota; Sordariomycetes; Hypocreales; Cordycipitaceae
Exons: 2
Coding region: 1-1038 (345 amino acids)
Cellular component (GO): mitochondrion
Molecular function (GO): electron transfer activity; flavin adenine dinucleotide binding
Source: RefSeq, a predicted model, not a curated record
AUGUUUUCCGCCGCCCGACGAGCUGUGGCCAGGCCUGCCGCGGCAGCCAUUGGCCGAGUAUCACUCAAUGCCUAUGCCCACCAGCGUCUGCUCUCUGCUCUUGCGAUCCUGGAGCAGCGCGAGGGCCAGCUCAGCGCUGGUUCCUUGAGCGCCGUGACUGCGGCCAAGGCCAUUGGCGGCAGCGUCCACGGCUUCCUGGCCGGCGGCAGCGUCAAGAGCGCCGCUGAGCAGGCCGCCAAGGUUGACGGCGUCGAGAAGAUUAUUAUCGUCGACAAUGCCGCCUACGAAAAGGGCCUCCCCGAGAACUACGCUCCUCUGCUCGUCGAAAACAUCAAGAAGGGAGGAUACACACACGUCAUUGCUGCCAACUCGGCUUUUGCCAAGGGUGUGCUGCCCCGCGUCUCUGCUCUGCUGGACUCGCAACAAAUCUCCGACGUCACUUCUAUCCAAGACGAAAAGACCUUUGUCCGACCCAUCUACGCCGGCAACGCCAUUGCUACCGUCGAGUCCUCCGACGCAAUCAAGGUCCUGACCGUCCGAGGCACUUCUUUUGCCGCCGCCACCCCUGGCUCCGGCUCUGCUGCCAUUGAGGAGGGUGUUGAUCCCAAGGCCGAAGCUACCGCCGAAUGGGUAUCGGAAGACCUCGCCAAGUCCGAUCGCCCUGAUCUGUCCACGGCUGGCAAGGUCGUCUCCGGCGGCCGCGGUCUCAAGUCCAAGGAAGAGUUUGACAGAAUUAUGCUGCCCCUCGCCGACGCUCUCGGCGCCGCCGUUGGUGCUUCGCGCGCCGCUGUCGACAGUGGCUACGCCGACAACAGUCUCCAGGUUGGCCAGACUGGCAAGGUCGUUGCCCCCGAGAUGUACCUCGCUGUCGGUAUCUCUGGCGCCAUCCAGCAUCUUGCUGGUAUGAAGGACAGCAAGGUUAUUGCUGCCAUUAACAAGGAUGCCGAUGCCCCCAUCUUCCAGGUUGCCGAUGUUGGCCUGGUUGGAGAUCUGUUUGAGAAGGUGCCUGAGCUUACUGAGAAGGUGAAGAGCUCGUAG